ACCCCCGAUGCCGUACACAAUAUAUCGUGAUAGGGAUGUCAAUCAUUUGAGCUGCACACAUCAUGAUUUGUACUGCAAAGAUUAAAUAAAAAUGUCUCUAGCUGAGCCUCUGUCCAAGAAAACUGGAAAAAUGAAAGCAAGUGAUGAUGAUGGAGAUAAAAAUUUGCCAGAUCCCUCGACAGAGAAAAGUAAUGAUGACGGAAAUCCCUUGACAGAGAAAAGUCAAAACAGUGAAGAAAGUGAUGUUGAGGAAAACGAAAAUCUAUGUGAGCUCUCUACAGAAAGAAGUCGAAAACGGAAAUCGAGUGAUCUUCAAGAUGAUGAAAAUCUCAGCUUGGACUCAAAGAGUGAAACACCGAGUUCCAGUAAGAUAAGAAAGACACACCUACCAUCGACUUCCUCGGAUUAUACGACGGGGAACGAGUCUGAAGAAGAAGCGGACUCAAGCUGCUCAGGUGAGGAAGGUGUGAAUGAUUCUGUAGGUAAUUGGAAAUAUAAGGACCUACUGGACUUGAACAUCUGUUACGCGGAGAAACCAGAAUCCUUGGAAAACUUUAUCCAGGAAGUCAAGGACGCUUUCUUGAAUCGGAAAGGUUUCUGUCCUGAUUGCAGUGAAGUAACCAGAAGUUUAAAGAGACACCUAGAAGAGAGUUUGACAUUUUCUUAUGAUUUAAGAAAGAUUAAAGACCUUGCAUAUACUUCAGUGGAUUAUAGAGAAGACGAGUCAAAGAAGGUCCACCGGGAGAUGGAGGAAAUUGUGAAAAAGAUGUGGAGAAAUUCUGAAAAUAUGCAGUCUAAUAGACAAGGAUUGGAUUCAUCUGUGAAGACAUAUACACAGUGUCAGCUGAAUGGAAUGGUGUUUGCUGUGAGGGAGUUUACAGUUGAGACAUCUCAACUGAUCAAAAAGACACUGUUUACCGAGACAGAGUUCAAGGUCAGGGGGAAAAGGAGGAGAGGACACACAAGGUCACAGGGUCAUCAUGGUGAUACAGUGUGUGUUAAAUAUCCUGAAAAUUUUUUCCAGAAUUAUUUUGAAGUAUUUGGAGGGAUGUUCUUUUUGAAAAAAGGUGAAAUACCAUGCAGAUCCUUCACCUGUAAUAAUCGAGUGGAAAGGAACAACCCUGAUUUGGUUUAUCAUUUCUUUUCUGAGAGGAAGACAGAGGAAGAACUCUUUUUUCUUUUGGAGGUAAAAGAAGCUCCAGUUAAUCAAGGUGCAGUAGAUAUUGAAGAACAACUUGGCACCAGAGUGAUGGCACAGGUUGGAUCAGAGCUGCUUGGCCAGUCCAUGUGUUCAGUAUUUUAUCCCAGUUCUCUAGGGAUCCUCUGUAUGGAAACAAAAUUAAUUUUUGUUUUCCUCAAAAUCACACUGGAGCAUUCAAUAUCCAUAUGUAAGGGAGAGAUAGGAUCAUCUGAUAAUCCAGGGAAGAUAAUGUACACCGAGUCAUUUGACAUUCUUAAAGCUGAGGACAGACUAAAAAUGGCUGAGUUUCUCUUCUGGUUAGGAUCAGUACAAGAUUAUGGAAAAUAUAAGUUUUUCUGAUGUAUAAACAUAUCAACUUAUGUCCAUCCAUUGUCUAUUUCAUCAUAUACAUUUGUAUGUAGUUAUUAUAUGUUAUAAUGUUAUAAUAUGAACUUUUAUUUAAAGAAAGGUAAUUAUACAAACUUAACAUUUUUUUUUUGAUUUGUCAUUUUUUU
This is a messenger RNA of Saccostrea echinata, 1695 nucleotides long. RefSeq lists its product as uncharacterized. The record is from RefSeq and is a predicted model, not a curated record. The transcript has 7 exons. Bases 92 to 1540 code for a protein of 482 amino acids. Lineage: Eukaryota; Metazoa; Mollusca; Bivalvia; Ostreida; Ostreidae.